Molecule: messenger RNA, 1104 nt
Organism: Volvox carteri f. nagariensis
Lineage: Eukaryota; Viridiplantae; Chlorophyta; Chlorophyceae; Chlamydomonadales; Volvocaceae
Exons: 8
Coding region: 1-1104 (367 amino acids)
Biological process (GO): endonucleolytic cleavage of tricistronic rRNA transcript (SSU-rRNA, 5.8S rRNA, LSU-rRNA); maturation of SSU-rRNA from tricistronic rRNA transcript (SSU-rRNA, 5.8S rRNA, LSU-rRNA); ribosome biogenesis
Cellular component (GO): preribosome, small subunit precursor
Molecular function (GO): U3 snoRNA binding; GTP binding; GTPase activity
Source: RefSeq, a predicted model, not a curated record
AUGGAAGACGACGACGAAGGCGGCGACGGCACCGGCGCCGGAGGCUACGCGGCUGCCCUAGACGCCGCGCGCGCGGCACGCCGCGGCGGCGGCGGCGGCGCCAGCCGCGCAGACGCAUCUAUUGGUGGUGGUGGUGGUGGUUAUGGUGGUAGUGGUGGAGGUGAGGCGGCUCAGCUAGACUUCCCCGACGAGGUGGACGUUCCGCUGGACGUCCCCGCGCGUGUUCGCUUCCAGAAGUACCGCGGGCUGAAGAGCUUGCGGAGCAGCCCCUGGGACCCCAAGGAGUCGCUGCCGCCGGAGUACGGCAGGGUGUUUGCGUUUGAGAAUUUCAAGCGGGCGCAUAAGCGGGCGAGGGAGGCGCAACAGCGUACGACAGGGGACCUGGACCCGUGUGGCGUGUCGGCAGGUAGCUAUGCGGCCAUCCGCAUUGGUGGAGUGCCCCCCGCCGCCGCCGCAAGGGUGACGGCCCACCACGAGGCCAAGCUCAGCGUUGUCAACUUUGCGCUGCGCAAGGCCUCCGGCUACACCGCCCCCAUCGCCAACAAGGAGGAGCUGCUGUUCGUGACGGGCCUCAGGUCCUUCACCGCCCGGCCCGUGCUGUCCUCGGACGACCCGGGGGCGGAUAAGCACCGUACGGAGAAGUUCCUGCAUGCGGGUCAUCAUGUGGUGGCGUCCGUGUACGCCCCGAUCAUGUAUCCCCCUCUGCCGCUGCUGGCGUUCAAGCUGCCUCCGGCCCCCACCGGCUCGGGAUUGAUGACUCCCGCCCAAUUGGCCGCCGUGGGCAAUCUCCGCAACUGCGACCCGGACCGCAUCAACCUCAAGCGCAUAAUCCUGACAGGCGCGUGUGUGCCAGUUCGCGUGCACCGCCGGCGAGCCACGGUUCGAUUCCUGUUCCACAAUCCUGACGACGUGCGCUGGUUCAAACCCGUCGAGCUAUUCACCAAGUACGGCAGGCGGGGUCGUAUAACGGAGCCUUUGGGCACACACGGGACGAUGAAAUGCCUGUUUGACUCGCCCCUGCAGCAACGUGACACGGUGUGUAUGGCGCUGUACAAGAGAGCUUUCCCGGUUUGGCCGCGGGAUAUGGGGUUCGCUGAGAGGUAG